AUAUGUUAAGAGAAAUUAUGGACAAUCUUUGGUAUUUAGAGAGAAACAUAAAGCUCACAUGAGGUCAUAUUUGUCUCAACUAUAUAAAGAGAGUGAAGCAUUUCAACAGAAAAAAAGGUCUUACAUGACUAAUCGUUACAGAGAAGGAGAGUUUCGUCAACAACACAAGAAUAAUAUGAAAAAAAGAAUGAGAGAAAGAUACUGGCAAAGUUGUUCUUUUAAAAUGUUGCAUAAUAUCAGAUGUGGCAUGAAAAUAAAAAGAAAGUAUCGCCAUAUGCAUCGACCUGCUGAAAUCUUACAAAAUCAGCCAGAUAACGAUUUAAUCAAGGAGGCCAUUUCUCUUUUCAGAGAGAACAUCAAAUCAGGACCAUCUUAUGUUUGUACUGUCUGUCUGAAAGCAUCCUUUCCAAAUCAGGUGAAAAUCUGCAAGAGAUCUAAUUAUUCAAAGCAUCAAGCUGUAGCUCAGCAAUGUCUCACAGGGAAAUAUGUUCAUGAGUGUGAUGAAGCAUGUAAUGAUCAAUGCAGCUUUCCUGUUGAGAGAAAGAAGGAGUAUAUCUGCCACACGUGUGAUUCCUCUCUUAGAAAAGGAUGUAUGCCGCGGCUAGCUGCAGCUAAUAAACUGGAAUUACUAGAUAUUCCAAAUGAAUUGAAGGAUCUUAAUAUUCUUGAAAGGCAUCUCAUUGCAAAAUGCAUCCCGUUUGCUAAAAUUAUUCCAUUACCUAAAGGCAGACAACGGCUCAUUCGUGGAAAUGUGGUGUGUGUUCCAUCUGAAGUCCAAGAAACGGUAAACAGUUUGCCCAGACUGAGAAGUGAAUCACAGGUCAUGAGGGUCAAGCUGAAACGAAGACUGUGUUUUAAAGGCCACCACAUCCUUCAGACUAUUUCAUGGUCAAAACUGAUUCAUGCCCUGCAUAAACUAAAACAGAUCCAUCCCCAGUACACAGAUAUCGAGAUCAGGGAUGAUGCAUUGCUCUGUGAUCCUACGUUGCCUGAUGAGGACAGUAGUGAUGAGGACAGUAGUGAUGAAUCCAGCAUGGGAAGUGAUGAUUACGAUGAAGCAGAUUUAAUGGAAAUUGACAGGUAUGAAAAAGAUGCACUGUGUGAAACCGAUUCUGAAAGUGAACAAGAUGGUGAUAAGUCAUCCUGUGAUGAACCACCAGAACAACAAAAUCCAGAUGAACCAGAAAAUGAUCGUCAGAAUGGAGGUUUCGCAUUAGAAAGUUGUCUGCAGCCUGUUGACAUAUCAGAGGAGAUUCUGUGUUUCAGUGAUAACACGUACUGCGUGGCUCCUGCUGAAAGGAACAAUCCUGUUAGUUUUUUCAGAACCCCGCAUUUGGAAGCCAUGUCCUUUCCUUCACAUUUCCCUAAUGGUCAGAACACUCUUGAUGAAGCAAGACCACUUAAACUCACACCAAGUGCUUAUUUCAAGUCGAGACUGUUCCAUAUUGAUGAGAGAUUUGCUAAAGAUACAAACUACCUGUUUUUUGGACAGUUUGCUACAGAAGUCCACUUGGCAAAUUCCAGCAUGAUGAUACAGCUCAGAAAAGGAAAAACUACAACAAAAGAUGGUAGGAGAAUAACCUCAGGGAUGUUACAAAGUAAGACAGAAGUGGAGAAACUGAUCAGAAAUAAAGAUGCCAUCAGAUUUAUGCAGCCUCUAAGAGGAACUCCAGCUUACUGGGAGAAAACGACUCGAGACCUUUUGAGCAUGCUACGUCAGAUUGGAACGCCACAGUUCUUUGUAACCUUCUCUGCUGCUGAGAUGAGAUGGCCUGAAGUGAUUCAUGCAAUAAAGAGACAGCAAGGUGAAGUGGUGGAUUUUGAAGCACUUAACUGGACAGAAAAGACUGACAUUCUAAGAUCUAAUCCAGUUACCACCAUGCGAAUGUUUGAUAAACGAGUUGAAGCUCUGUUCAGAGACCUGCUACUUUCUCCUGCGAGGCCGCUUGGUGAAAUUGAGGAUUACUUCUACCGAGUUGAGUUCCAGCACAGAGGUUCCCCUCACAUCCAUAUGCUACUUUGGACAACUGAGAAGGUAGACAUAGAAGUGGAUGAUGAUAUAACCGUUUGUAGGUUUAUUGACAAAUAUGUCACAGCUCAACUUCCUGACCCAGAAAAGCAACCUGAACUGUACAAAAAAGUCACUGAACUCCAGAAACACAGCAAAAGCCACACAAAGACUUGCUUCAAAAGCCUUAACUCUGGUUGCAGGUUUGGGUUUCCAAAACCAGUUGCUACUAAAACAAUGAUUGUCAGGUCCAAUGAUUUAGCAGAUGUUGACGCUGCAAAAAACAAACUCAGGCCGCUGAUGAACCUGCUGCACCAACCUGAAGCUGCUUCCUUAACAGUUCAGCAGAUCCUCUCACGAUGCAACCUGACAAUGUCCGAAUACCAAGAAUGCCUCCAAGCGAUUAACAAAAAAACUGUUGUCAUUCUGAAACGUGACCCGAAAGACUGUUGGAUCAACAAUUAUAAUCCACACCUGCUUGAAGCCUGGGAUGCUAACAUUGAUGUUUCCUUUGUGGUAAAUGCUUAUUCUUGCAUUCAGUAUCUCACAAAGUACAUAACUAAGAAAGAGAGUGGACUUUCUGACUACCUGAAGACAGUUAUUGAUAACUCUGACAAGGACAGAGUCAAUGAAUGUGAUGAAAUGAAAGCUGUGAUGCAAGCUUACUCCAAAAAGAGAGAAAUCAGUGCCCAGGAGUGUGUCACUCGAGUCUGUGGGUUAAAAAUGAAACAAUGUUCCCGCGGUGUGGUGUUUGUGCCAACGGAUGAGAACCCAGUGAAAAUGAGCCGCCCAAUGAGCUUCCUGGAGACCACAACAGAUGACAGUUGGAACAUUUGGAUGACUGGUUUGGGUGAUAAAUACAAAAGUAGACCUGAGACCCCAGAAUACGAAAAAAUGUCCCUUGCGGAUUUUGCCGCUCUUUGCCGCUUUGUGAGUGGUCCGAAUGAAGGAAAAGAUGUUCUUCCCCUGCUAAACCAACUUGGAUUUGUACAAAGACGAAAGAAUGAAAAACCUGCCAUAAUCAGAUACUACCACUGCUCGGAGGAAAAGGAACCAGAGCAAUAUUAUGGGCGUCUGAUGAGACUUUACCUUCCACACAGAUCAGAGCUGGAACUGAAACCACCAAGGUUCGAAACCUAUCUGUCCUUCUACAACGCUGGUUGGGUACGGCUUCCAGGUUCAGCCCAAUGUGAGAGCGUGAAGAGCAUUGUACAGAGAAACAAAGAGAAGUAUGAGAAAAACUCAGAUGAAAUUCAGAGUGCAGUGGAGGAAUUUGAGCAAAGCAGAGAUAUUGUCGAUGAAUGGAGUAAUCUUGCCCCUGAAUCCGAAGUUGUGAGGUUACGGUGCGAUGACAAUCUUCCUGAGAGACAUUCUGACCAUGAGGAUGAACAGGAAAAUGUGCCAGACUACAGUUGUGAGUCCAAUGCAGUACCAGAGGUUAGGGCCACCAGAGAGAAACCUGCAAUAGAUCCAGCCGUGCUACGCACAAUGUAUCAGAAUCUGAACCAGAAGCAGGCCUGUGUCUUCUAUGCUAUCAGAGACUGGUGUAUUCAGCGUGUCUGUGGUUUGAAUCCGAUGCCUUUCCAGUACUUCAUCAAUGGUGGCGCAGGGACUGGCAAGAGUCAUUUGAUUAAAUGUGUGCAUGCUGAAGCAUCAAAGAUCCUGAGCAGACUGUCUACUAACGCAGAGGAGGCUGACAUAUCAAAUCCAACUGUGUUAUUGACAUCAUUUACAGGAACAGCGGCUUUCUCCAUCAAUGGCUCCACACUGCAUUCCCUGCUGAAACUACCCAGGAGUCUGAAACCACCCAUCCAAGGACUUGGGAAUAAACUAGAUGAGGUCAGAUCAGAGCUCAUGAAUGCAGAAAUUCUGGUUAUUGAUGAAAUUUCCAUGGUUUCAAAGCCUCUUUUUACUUAUGUGGAUGCAAGGCUGAAGCAGAUUAAAGGCACCCAGAGACCUUUUGGGGGGAUGUCCUUAUUGCUGGUUGGUGAUUUCUUUCAAUUACCACCAGUGAGACAGUCUAAACCCCUCUGUGUUUAUGAUCCAGAACACAUAGACCUAUGGCAGGAACAUUUUCAGAUGAUCACUUUGACUGAGAUCAUGCGCCAGAAAGAUGACGUCGCCUUUGCAGAGAUGUUGAACAGGAUUCGUGUGAAAGAAAGCUCAGAAGAGCUUUCUCAUGAUGACAGAAAUUUGCUAUCACAAGCACUGACACAACCAGCUGACUGCCCUAUUCACAUUCUGCACAUAUUUGCAACAAACAAGAGUGUGGAAGCCCAUAACAAAUCUACCCUGGCAAAACUUCAUUCAGACAUCAUCGAAAUUGAUGCAGACGAUUUCGAGAAGGAUCCUCGAACAGGUAAAAUGACACGAAGGGACAAACCAUAUACAGGUGGGAGGAACGAUUUGCCUGACAAGCUGUCUGUUGCUAUAAAUGCCAGAGUUAUGCUGACCAGAAACUUAGACACAAGUGCAGGUUUGGUAAAUGGUGCUUUCGGUGUUCUGAUGAAAGUGGUAAGAUCUGAGACGGAUGGACACAUUGUUAAACUUGGCCUUAAAAUGGACAAUCAGCAGUCUGGGGGACACAGCCGCAACGCAACUGCAGCAUCUGAUGAUCUGGUUUAUGUUGAGAGAUCAGAGGAGAAUCUGAAAUUCAAAGGUGUUGUACGUAGGCAGUUUCCUGUAAAGCUGGCAUUUGCAUGCACGAUUCACAAAACCCAGGGCCUUACAACAAAGACGUGUGCUGUUUCCAUGAAGAACAUUUUUGAACCUGGCAUGGCUUACGUUGCUCUCAGCAGGGUGACAUCUCUCAGUGGCCUGUAUUUACUGGACUUUGAUGAAAAGAAGAUCUAUGCCAAUCCUGAGGUCACUGCAGCACUCCACACCAUGAGACAAGCCAAUGUUGAAGAUGUGAUGCCUCUCCUUCAAGUCAGAGACACAGCGUGCAGACCUGACACUCUCACACUGAUCCAUCACAAUACAGAAGGUUUGCCAUCUCAUAUCAGUGACAUCAAGAGUCACCAUGAGCUGUAUCUUGCUGAUGUUUUGUGUCUCACUGAAACCCGCCUGCAAGGAUCUUUUGUUUCAGACAGUCUUCAACUGGACGGCUACACGCUUUUCAAGCGCAACAGACACGUGUCCUACACUAACUUUCCUGAGAUGGCUAGCAGAGCCGGUGGUGGAGUAGCAGUGUAUUUGAAGGAUCAUUUUCAGGCUCAGGUAAAACAGUAUCUGCAUAAUGUUACUGACCUUGAAUAUUUGGUCUUAAAGGUCCAGGCUCCUUUCCCUGCCAUCAUUGGUGUUGUGUAUCGACCUCCAGACUACAGUUUGAGACCAUUCCUGCAAAAUCUGGUAAGUCUUUUAGACUCACUUGAAAUUAUGGAUUUUCAGCCAAUAAUUGUGUGUGGCGAUUUUAAUGAGAACCAGCUACCGGAAGGAAGGAAACCGAUUUUGGAGCUGUUUCAGUCCAGGGGGUACAAACAACUGAUAACGUCUGCCACGACAGACAGGUGCACGUUGAUUGAUCUUAUUUUUAUUUCUCAGCCACAGCAAUGUCUCACAUCUGGUGUCCUGAGAACAUAUUACAGUUACCACAACCCUGUUUUCUGCAUAUUGAGCCCUAGCCAAUCAUGAGGCCAUCUGGUGAGUUUUAAAGUAUUCACACAUCUUGCUUGUUUCAUAUUUUAUAGAGAUCAAAUUAUUAUGUUCUGUCAUCAUGGGUAAUAAAUUAUGGAUAAAUAUGUUGAAAAGAGACCAUUGAACUAUGUUGGAAACUAAAUAUUCUUUUGUUAUUUUGUAAAAAAAAAAAAAUCAAUGUGAAUUUAAAUAUAUUUCUUAGCUUUAUAUUUAUAAUCAUUCAUCAGUGCAGGAUUUAUUCAUGGCUAGUAUGUGCUUUUACUUGAAAUAAUGUUAUUGCUAGUUUUCUGAAAACAAAUGUUUUCUUAAGUGUGUACAUUUUUCUUAAUCAUGACAUGUUUUCUUAAUCCAAAAGGCCUACAUAAAUCAGACAUUUUAUAGAUUGUAUUUUCUUGAUCUGUGAUUAUAUUGAGGGUUUUUGUUAUUGCUAAUCUGAAUUUGAAUCAUGAUACAUUUAUUGAAUUAUUAAUGUCAAACAUAAUUUUAAUAGUAGGGAUUAAUUUACAGUUACACUUAAUAUUUACUUUAGGUGGCACAUGUAUAUUGAGGACAUCCUUCAGUCUCAAAUAAAGGCAUCAAAAAAGGUGCAAAACACAAUAGCAUCAGACUAAAAUGUGUAAAAUACCUGCUCACACUUUAAUGAUGCUUCUUUUUUGUAAAACCUCGAGAUGUCCUCAAUGUACACUGCUACACUAUACUACACUAUAAAACAUUUAGCCAGAAAUGAAGUCACAUGCACAAGUUUUAUUUUCAUAAUAUGUAUGUUAAAUCAUGGAACAGCUUUUUAGUGAUUGAUAGAUAACCCUGCAUUAUGUUAAAAGCUAAAUGUAUAUUUUUAUUUUAGUAAAUCAUGAAUAUUUUUGCAACUAGGCAGUUUACCAUUUAAAAAGUCCAAUUUGGCUCUGAUUACCAAUUAAUAAUAAGUGCAGAAUUAAAUGAUGGCUAACUUGUAAUCAUUUGAAUAAUGAUAGUUCAUGGUGCUUGUUGAGAAGCAGUUUUCUAAGUGAAAGUAUUAUUUUUCAUCAUGGCAUGUUUUAGAGGUGAUAGCUAUAUUACAAUGUUUCUGUUUUGUUUUUAAGUAUGUAGAAUCAUGGAUCAGUUUAUGAGUGAUUGAUAGACUUAGACUUAGAGACCUAGACAGAUUUAUUUUGUCAUUUUGUAUACACAAGUGCAAACAAAAAGAAAUUUAGUUCAGAAAAAUGACAAAAUAAAUAUGUCUAGGAUAGAGAAAAUUGCAUUAUGUUAAAAACUAAAUAUUGAUUAGUAUUUUUGUGAAAUAUGACUUUGUUGUUUUUUAUUUAUCAAGUCAAACUUGCUUCUGAUGCUAAAUUAAAUCAUGUACAAUAAGAGUUUCUGUUUUGUUUUUAAGUAUGUAGAAUCAUGGAUCAGUUUAUGAGUGAUUGAUAGACUUAGACUUAGAGACCUAGACAGAUUUAUUUUGUCAUUUUGUAUACACAAGUGCAAACAAAAAGAAAUUUAGUUCAGAAAAAUGACAAAAUAAAUAUGUCUAGGAUAGAGAAAAUUGCAUUAUGUCAAAAACUAAAUAUUGAUGAGUAUUUUUGUGAAAUAUGACUUUGUUGUUUUUUAUUUAUCAAGUCAAACUUGCUUUUGUUGAAGCAUCACUGCUAAAUUAAAUCAUGGCUCAAAUGUGUUUUUAAUUGAAAUUGUGUAUUACAGAUCAUGUACUUAUAGUUGUUGUUUUUUUUAUAAAUAUUGAUGUUUUGUUAUGGAUACAUUAUUUAAGGUUUACAUGUUUCAGUUUAAAUUUUUCUAGAUCUAUAUUGUGACCUGGCCUUUUACCUGGGUGGGUUUAUGGUUAGGGAUGGUAAAAGGCCAGGUCUGAAUUCUGCCCAUUUCAUAUAUGAAAUGGGUUUUGUACCCAUUUCAUAUAUGAAAUGGGUACAAAGCAGAACUUUCCCUUAUUAAAUGUACCCAUUUAAAUGGGUACAUUUAAUAAGGUAAAGCAAUAUACAUCAGAAAGGAUGGAGUUUGAAUGUAAUCCAUCCUUUCUGAUGUCACUUUAGAGAUACCAGCUGACAUCCCAUACUAGAAUAGGUUAAGGGGUUGAGUCCAAGAAUGGCUUUCAACUUUAUCUUGUAUAAUCGUGUUUCCUUUGAUCUGUUUGUUUAUUUUGGUCCUUGUGACCACAUCUGUAAACUUCAUCAAUGUAAGUGAAUGCUGUACUAUAAUAUCACCUUGUUCAUGAACUGCUGAUCCAAAACUGGCCUUCUCAGUGUUGGACAACUCAGAUAUCACAUGCUCCAUUGAGACAGCUGCUUAAUGACCUACAAUGCCAGAGAUCUUCAGAGGGACAGAGGCACACCCUUCAGAAGACUCUGGAUAACCCAGACAACAUCACCACCCAACCACACAACCCAUCGUUUGAACUAGCAACAAUGAGUGCUGCGUAGGCCUCUGCACAUCCUGCCUGGGAGUUUGGCGAUUCUAAAAGGAGAAGGAGGUAUGGCUGUCUUUAGUAGUUCACUUUAAGCAGCUGAGACCUUCAACACUUCAACAAUGAGCUUCUAACAACACAUACAGUACCACUACCUGGAAGUGAGACCACUUGGACCUGGGUUUUAUUACUUGCAACUGUUUUU
Messenger RNA from Cyprinodon tularosa, 8244 nucleotides. RefSeq lists its product as uncharacterized. Gene Ontology annotation, molecular function: DNA helicase activity. The transcript has 2 exons. The record is from RefSeq and is a predicted model, not a curated record. Gene Ontology annotation, biological process: DNA repair; telomere maintenance. Bases 59 to 5641 code for a protein of 1860 amino acids. NCBI's taxonomy places the organism in Eukaryota, Metazoa, Chordata, Actinopteri, Cyprinodontiformes, Cyprinodontidae.